AAUGAUGUCACUCACUCCACUCCCACGGACUGACACAGUACGAAAAGUGUAAGUAGGACCUACACCAUGUGCAACAACAGGACAUAUGUGUGACACAACAAUGAAAUAAAAAGAAGAACAAAACAAAACAAGCCGGAUCGGGGGAGAUGAAGGAAAGGAAGGGACCGAGAUAAAGAGAAAUUGCCAUCCGGCUCCAGGAAUAGGGAAUAACAUCAAACAGUAGAGAACAAUUGUACUUUUAAAAUUAGAGACGCUGUACGCCGUGCGUAAUGGGGAGUCUUUAGGGGAACCUAAGAGCACAGAGCACACAUGCCGGGGGGCAGAAUGCGCGCGCGAUCUUUUUUUACGCACCAGUCCACGGUAGUGAUGCUUCUUUAUUUUUCUAUAUAUAUUAAGAUGUAACUCCUCCUAUCUCACGUACGAUCUUAGUACUUCAUCAAGAAUCAAACGAAAUUAUAUUUUAAUCACGGAGCACACUGGUGGGGGAAAAAGGCAUUUCCCAUACACUCCGCUGGUUUUUAAAAGGAGAAGAAAGCCAUGGAAGAACAUCACGCAUGAACAGAAUGAUGUGUCCACAAUGGAUGUGACAGAGAUUAUUCUCACCGUGACCAACUCUUCGGAAAAUGCCAGCAGCUCGGGCGCCCUUCGGCCCCCACCUCACUCUCAGGUGGCGGCCGCCUUCAUCAUUUUGGUUGUCACCGUUAUUAUUCUAGUGACAAUCGUAGGCAACGUGCUGGUCGUCGUCGCCGUCUUUACCAGUCGAGCUCUCCGUGCGCCCCAGAACCUUUUUCUGGUUUCUCUGGCGUCCGCAGAUAUCCUUGUGGCCACGCUGGUCAUCCCUUUCUCCCUGGCCAACGAGGUCAUGGGAUACUGGUAUUUUGGUAGCAAAUGGUGCGCCUUCUACUUGGCCCUAGAUGUCCUCUUCUGCACGUCGUCCAUCGUCCACCUUUGUGCGAUUAGCCUGGAUCGGUACUGGUCCGUAACCAAAGCGGUUAGCUACAAUAUGAAAAGGACCCCAAAGAGAAUUAAGUCCAUGAUCGCAGUGGUGUGGGUCAUAUCGGCGGUUAUAUCUUUUCCUCCGCUCAUCAUGACCAAACACGACGAGCAGGAGUGUCUGCUGAACAAUGAGACAUGGUAUAUACUGUCUUCCUGCGUGGUGUCAUUCUUCGCCCCGGGAGUGAUCAUGAUUCUAGUGUACUGUAAAAUAUACAGGGUGGCGAAACAGCGCACAUCGACGGUGUUUGUGGCCAAAAACGGACUGGAAAGGCAGCCCUCACAGUCUGAAACUUGCUUCAUGCGCAAUGACAAGUUUGAGAUGGAGAGCCCGAGCAGCCAGAGCUCGGGGAGCAACCAGCGGCAAGAGGAGCUGGACGAUAUCGAUCUGGAGGAGAGCUGCGCUUCGGAGAAACCCAGGAACUCUCGGUUCUCCAAGCGGAGGAAAGUGGAGGGAUCGGAGUGCUGCCCCAAGCAGAACUGCCGCAUGUCGUGGGCUUCUAACCGCGCCUCGGAGCUCUUCCAGGAGCAGAAGGCCAGGCAGCAUUCCAUCUCCAAAAGCAAAGUGGCGCAGAUGCGCGAGAAGCGCUUCACCUUCGUGCUGGCGGUGGUGAUGGGAGUCUUCGUACUCUGCUGGUUCCCCUUCUUCUUCACCUACAGUUUGCACGCUAUAUGCAGGGACAGUUGCACUAUCCCCGAUGCUCUUUUUAAUCUUUUCUUCUGGAUCGGUUACUGUAAUAGCUCGGUUAAUCCCAUUAUUUAUACAAUUUUUAAUAGGGAUUUCCGAAAGGCGUUCAAGAAAAUUGUAUGCAGGACUGCGAAACGCACGUGAAAGAGCGCUCACUCCGUAAUUCGCCGCGCUAUGCCGGAUUGUGGUCAGCUGCAUAUUCUACGUUUAUUAUUUGUGCCUGUUUAACUUCUCAGUAUAUACCUGUGACUUGAUCAAAACGCUAAUAAUAAAUGCACAUCUCGCCGUGCUUAAAUAUGCUAGUGUCAAACGCAAUUAAGUAAUCGGGAUAUAAUUUUGACUUUGAGAAUGUUGUCAUUGUAAAUUGCGCAAAAUCAACUAAUUUACUAUGAAAAUGUUUACAAACUGGUACAUAAGAUAAUGGGACGGCAUAUUUGGGUAUUAUUGUAAGAUGCAGCCAGUUUACUGAGAAAUGAAGGUUUUUUUUUGUCCAGAAAUAUACGAUAAACUAUUUUGUCUCACGUUA
Messenger RNA from Paramormyrops kingsleyae, 2207 nucleotides. RefSeq names its product adrenergic, alpha-2D-, receptor b (gene adra2db). Lineage: Eukaryota; Metazoa; Chordata; Actinopteri; Osteoglossiformes; Mormyridae. Gene Ontology annotation, cellular component: plasma membrane. Gene Ontology annotation, biological process: regulation of smooth muscle contraction; G protein-coupled receptor signaling pathway; regulation of vasoconstriction. Gene Ontology annotation, molecular function: epinephrine binding; alpha2-adrenergic receptor activity. The record is from RefSeq and is a predicted model, not a curated record.